This is a messenger RNA of Rotaria sp. Silwood2, 573 nucleotides long. Lineage: Eukaryota; Metazoa; Rotifera; Eurotatoria; Philodinida; Philodinidae. The record is from the annotation of a GenBank genome assembly.
AUGAUAUCGUCUUAUAUUCACGUACUUAUCGCGAUGGGCCUAUUAUGUUAUCGUGCACCAUCUGUUUCUGGUCAUGCUUAUUUUUCCUAUCCAAUUCCUCGCGUCGUUUAUUGUUCAAAUACAACAUGCAUAUCUGGUAGAAUAGGACCGCAAGGACCCGUUUGGCGUUUAUCAGCGAAUAGUUCAUUAGAUACGGAAAGUCUAACUACUCAAACAACAUGUAAUGGUACCAAUUUGUUAGCUCCGGCUCCACAAAAUGAUACUACUUAUGAUCCCGGUUUCAAUGGAAACACAGCCGUUUCAUGGCCGGCUGGUUCAUCGCAAACAUUUCAAAUAUUCAUUUCCCAGAUUCACUUAACGGAAAAUCAAACCAUUUAUCCAACAGACGGCUGGCAAAUCCGUUAUCGGGAUGGUGAACAGGUCGAUUCAACGUUUUCACCCAUUCCAUUUAUCUAUGUCAAUGUAUCAACAACGGAAACUACAGGUCCUGCUCCAGCUGUAGGCUUUAUACUAGGCCAAACGGGUCCUUGCGGCCCUAUUCUACCAGAUCGCCAUGUUGUAUUGGAACAAUAA